GGAGCACUGAGAUGGGCCCCUUGGCUUCCGUUGCCCUUGGCCUCCUUGGCUACCUCGCCGCCAGCCCUUUCCUAGAAGCCGCUGAAGAAGAGCCUGUGGCCUACUCCAACCCCUGCCCGGAGCACUGGCUCUUCUAUGAGGGCAGCUGCUACGGCUACUUCCCCGACAAGAAAUGCUGGAAGGAGGCUGAGAGUGCGUGUCAGGAAAUGGGAGCUCACCUGGCCUCCAUCCAGAGCAAGGGAGAAUGCUGCCACCUCAGGAAGUACCUGUCCAGGUAUCGGCCUGAUGGGGAUGUCUGGAUUGGGCUGCAUAAUCCAAAGAAGUCUCUAGGCAGCACCGACGCCUGGCAGUGGAGUGACGGCUCCUUCUUCGACCACAGCCAGUGGAGUGAGGGGCAGCCGAACAAUUACGGGAAGGUUGGCGAGUUUUGCACGGAGCUGUGGAAAUCCACUGGUUUCCGGAAGUGGAACGACGAGAGCUGCCGCCGUGAGAACAGCUUUGUGUGCAAGUACGAGCUGGCAGGGGAGCAGGGGGGCGCUGCCUGCGAGUGACGCCUGGCGCCGGGCCCAGUGGCAGAGCCUUCGCCCCCCAGCGGGGCUGCUCUCAGGCUCUUCAGCACUUUCGGAAGCCAGCAGUUCAGA
This is a messenger RNA of Hemicordylus capensis (graceful crag lizard), 641 nucleotides long. RefSeq names its product C-type lectin BpLec-like. The record is from RefSeq and is a predicted model, not a curated record. The coding region runs from base 12 to 551 and encodes 179 amino acids. Gene Ontology annotation, molecular function: signaling receptor activity. The transcript has 5 exons. Lineage: Eukaryota; Metazoa; Chordata; Lepidosauria; Squamata; Cordylidae.